AUAGAGGGACAUUGUCUCAAACGGUGAUGAAUCCGCCGCUCUGUGUGGCUGCAGUCCGAGGUGAGAUUUCAGUGUCUAUUUAGCGUUUAACUGGGUAUCAAAUCUGAUCGCUCUCCCUCUAAGGCCCCCUGUGUAGUCGUGAUGUAGUUCUUAUCAAAGCCCUCCUGUCUUGUUGUGACAGCUCUGAUAUUGUUUAUUGAGGUGGAUGUCAGGUUUAAUUAGCAAUCGAUAUGGAAAGCGUUUUCAGACUACGUCUCUGACGUCAGCGCCGAUUAACGCUUCUCAUUGGUCUCAAAUUCCCAGAGCCUAAGCUAAUUAUUGGAAGCUUCGUGUUGAUAAAGAACAGCUCAUCCUACUCUCCACAUCAUGUCCCCUCCUCGCCGGCCACUCUCGCUGCAUGUUUUUUAAAUUCACAUCACCAACCAGACGUCGUUUCCUUUUGCCUGGGAGAUGAUGGACAGCAGGAUACUGGAUCCACCUCAUGCCCAGUUCGGAGGCUCGCUCGGUGGGAUGGUGAGCUUUCCGUACCAUCUAAGCCACCAUCAUGUGUACGAAUUAGCCGGUCAUCAACUUCAAUCUACAGCCGCGGUUCCUUUCUCAAUAGACGGAUUACUUAACGGCUCCUGCACGGCUUCUGUGGUGAAUUCUAACCCCCUCUUGUCGUCUGGCUGCGGUAUGAAUGGAGAUAACCAGCAGUACAAACUGACAGAUUCGGGGGAUCCAGACAAGGAUAGUCCGGGUUGUAAAAGAAGACGAACUCGUACCAAUUUCACUGGCUGGCAGCUGGAAGAAUUAGAGAAGGCUUUUAAUGAAAGUCACUAUCCAGAUGUGUUCAUGAGGGAAGCACUUGCUCUAAGAUUGGAUUUGAUAGAAUCGAGGGUGCAGGUAUGGUUUCAAAACCGCAGGGCAAAAUGGAGAAAAAAGGAGAAUACGAAAAAAGGGCCCGGGCGACCUGCACACAACUCUCAUCCAACGACCUGCAGUGGCGAGCCAAUGGACCCAGAGGAAAUUGCACGCCGUGAACUAGAGAGGAUGGAGAAAAAGAAAAGGAAACAAGAAAGAAGGCUUUUAAAGUCUCAAAACAAACUCCUUCCCGGGGACUUAUUUCACACCCCAGGAUCAGAUAGUGACAGUGGCUUGUCACAAAUUACAGACUCUGAACAAAGCAUCCAUUGCGACAUGGGCCGAAACCAAACGCAACCAAGCUGUGACCAAACUCCACAGAAACUCCAGAACCAAAGAAACGCAGACCAAGACGCAAGUGGAUCCGAGCUGGACUCGUCCGACAGCGGUCAGCAGUCAAACCUGUGCUCCAACAGUAGGUCCUCCGCUCUUCAAAAACUUAACCCGUUCAGUGUGGAAAGCCUUCUGUCGGACUCCAGGCCGAGGCGCAAACCACCCAUGGACUUCCCAGUGCCGAAUCCCCGACCUUUGAUAGGCAAAGGACAUUUUUUACUGUACCCAAUUACACAACCCCUCGGUUUCAUUGUUCCACAGACUGCUUUGAAGAGCACAGCACCAGGUCCUGAUGCUGAGAAUGGCCAGAAAGGGCCUGCCACUGACAUUACAUUUGCUGGAAACCCAGGACAUAGGAACGCCAAGGAGAACAACAGUGUAAACAACAACAGCGGUGCGCGAGCAAUCAAAGGCCAGGUCAGUCAGUCGGGCAACAUAUCGUGUUCAACACAAAGCAGUUCACCACAGACUACCAUUAAUGGUCACUCGGCGGGCAGCUGUAACGAAAGAAGCCCACAAGAUAUAGAGUUAGACCUCCUCGAUCCAAAGUCUCCAAAGUCGGAGAAAAAGGAGCAGUCGUUACCAGACUAUCCACCACAAAAUUCUGAAUCAGCGACAACCAGCAAGGACACCGACAAAGACUCAGUCGACGUCGAUAUGGAAUAAAUAAAAUCAUAGUAGAAAUCGAGGAGCGUGUCGAUAAGUGAAGAGGGAAAAAGUCGUCAUAUCGAAACGUAUCGUUUUCAUUGACAUAUUUAUAUUCUGGUUAGGGGAAAUAUCUGUGUGAAUAAUUUGUGUAUGUGUGUGGUGGGCUAUCAAAUGUUUAUUGAACUAAUAGCAGCAGCUCCCUGUAUAAGAAACUGUUAAAGAAAAACCCAAGACAAAACCUCAAACGUUGUA
Molecule: messenger RNA, 2136 nt
Organism: Danio aesculapii
Lineage: Eukaryota; Metazoa; Chordata; Actinopteri; Cypriniformes; Danionidae
Gene: uncx
Product: UNC homeobox
Exons: 3
Coding region: 451-1902 (483 amino acids)
Biological process (GO): regulation of DNA-templated transcription
Molecular function (GO): DNA-binding transcription factor activity, RNA polymerase II-specific; sequence-specific double-stranded DNA binding
Source: RefSeq, a predicted model, not a curated record